Molecule: messenger RNA, 1057 nt
Organism: Sardina pilchardus (European sardine)
Lineage: Eukaryota; Metazoa; Chordata; Actinopteri; Clupeiformes; Clupeidae
Exons: 3
Coding region: 1-1026 (341 amino acids)
Molecular function (GO): protein binding
Source: RefSeq, a predicted model, not a curated record
AUGGACUACGGCGGGGUUCCGCUCUGGAUCAACCGCUUCCUCGGAGAACCGAGCGUCCUGAGCCUGAGGGGCCGGAUGGACCCGAGCUGGUUCCGGGCGGUGAACACCCAGAGCUGCCCGGCGGAGUGCGAGUGCCCGGUCCAGUGGGCCACGGCGCUGUACUGUGACCACCGGGCGCUGGGCCAGAUGCCCGCCGGGCUGCCCGCCAGAACCCAGUACCUGUUCCUGCAGGGGAACCGGCUGACCGGGUUCAGCCCGGACGCCUUCGCCAACGCCACGGGCCUGCGCUGGCUCUUCCUGGACCGGAACCAGCUGCUCAGCGGGCGGCUGGACGCCGGCCUGUUCUCCGGUCUGACCCGGCUGGUCCACGUGUUCAUGAACCACAACAACCUGACGGAGGUGCCGCGGGGUCUCCCCGCAGGGGUGCGGCAGCUCCGGCUGGCGCACAACCACAUCGAGACGAUCCCUCCCGGAGCGUUCGAGAACCUGCGGAACCUCACGCUGCUGCUGCUCCAGGGGAACCGUCUGCAGGUGGUGGGAGAGUCCGACUUCAAAGGCCUGUCCUCCCUGAACCUGCUGGAUCUCAGUGGGAACCUCUUUGACAAGUUCCCCGGCCACCUGCCCCCCUCCGUCUCCCAGCUGUACCUCUCCAACAACUCCCUGGUGGGGGUGGAGGGGGGCGUCCUGCAGGGUCUCCCCAGCCUGCGCUACCUUCGCCUGGGCAGGAACAUGCUGCGGAGUGGGGGGGUGGACCCCGGGGCCUUCAACCACAGCGCUCUGGUGGAGUUGGACCUCUCCUACAACCAGCUCACACACAUCCCCACCGUGCCCACCACGCUGCAGUACCUGUUCCUGGAGGCCAACCAGAUCUCAGUGUUCAACGUGUCCAGUCUGUGUAGAGAGGUCAGCCCUACUGCCUUCUCCCGCAUCAAGAUCCUGCGGCUGGACGGCAAUAAGCUCCGCCCCCACGAGCUCCCGGCCGACUGGGCCAUGUGUCUACGGGUCCUUCAUCACAUUUACGUCUAGCUCCGCACAUCAUCCAUCUUCAUCAUCAUCA